CAGUGUGACAAGAGCUGUAGUCUUUAUAGGCAUGCUGUCUCCAGCCAUUCGUAUAGAAAUAUAACAAAGCGGAUGCCAGUGAGGCCUCGGAGGGCGAUGGGAGGGAGCGCAGGUGAGCCGACKUGAGCGCGCGGCACGUGGGAACUCUGGUCUCACUCCCACCAAAUCCGCUUUUUGACAGUUUGAGGGCAGACUCCGGGGCGCAGGCAGGGAGGGACAUGUCAGGGGACGGCAUGACAGCUGCGCGAGGAGCCCACUCAAACAACGCGAGUCCCGCUUCACCCAAGGAGAACGGACAGCCGGCUCAGCCCAACUUUCCCCAUCCCUCAGACGCGAGCCCAGCCGCCGCGGACCCGUGCUCAACAACGGGCGAGCUGACCCAAACCUGGGUCCACUUUGUGAAAACAUUCGUGCUCAUCUUCCCCAUAUACGUUCUGGGCUAUUUUGAGUUUAGUUUCAGCUGGCUGCUGAUUGGACUUUUUAUCUUUUUCUGCUGGAGGAAGAUCACCGGAGGGAAGCACACCCGGCUGAGCCGAGCUCUGGCUUUCCUUGACCAAGAAGAGGAGCGAAGUGCCAAGCAGGGUCUCUCAAUCUCUGAUUUACCACCAUGGGUCCAUUUCCCAGAUGUGGAGCGAGUGGAGUGGAUAAACAAGACGGUGAGACAGAUGUGGCCCUACGUCUGCCAGUUUGUGGAGAAACUGUUCCGCGAGGUGAUCGAGCCGGCCGUGAAGGAUUCCCACGCCCAGCUCAGCACCUUCUGCUUCAGCAGGAUUGAUAUUGGGAAUAAACCCCUCAGGAUCAAUGGGGUCAAGGUUUAUACAGAAAACGUGGACAGGAGGCAGAUUAUCAUGGACCUACAGAUCAGCUUUGCUGGAAACACUGAGAUCGAUGUGGACAUCAAACGCUACUACUGCAAAGCUGGCAUCAAGAGCAUCCAGAUCCACGGCGUGUUGAGGCUGGUGAUGGAGCCGUUGCUAGGGGACAUGCCUCUCGUUGGUGCUCUUUCUCUGUUUUUCCUCAAGAAGCCACUUCUAGAUAUAAACUGGACCGGCCUCACUAAUAUACUGGACAUUCCUGGGCUCAACGACUUCUCCAACAGCCUGAUCCAAGACGUCAUCUACAGUUAUUUAGUUUUACCCAACCGAGUCACUAUCCCACUGGUCGGAGAAGAGAAACUGGCUAAGCUACGCUUCCCAAUGCCAAAGGGAGUCCUAAGGAUUCACUUCCUGGAGGCCCAGGAUCUGGAAGGAAAAGAUCAGUUUCUGGGAGGGCUGAUCAAGGGCAAGUCCGACCCUUACGGUGUCCUGCAGGUCGGCAACCAACUGUUUCACAGCAAAACAAUAAAAGAGAGCCUCCAUCCCAAGUGGAACGAAGUUUAUGAGGCUCUGCUGUACGAGCCCUCUGGUCAACACCUUGAGAUUGAGCUGUUUGAUGAGGAUCCAGACAAGGAUGAUUUCCUCGGAAGCCUGAUGAUUGAUUUGACUGAGCUACACAAAGAGCAGAAGGUUGAUGAGUGGUUUGAACUUGAAGAAGCRCUUACAGGAAAACUCCACCUAAAAUUGGAGUGGCUUUCUCUGUUCUCCACUCCAGAGAAGCUGGACCAGGUGCUGCGAAAUGUGCGCGCGGACAGAAGCCCGAGCAGUGAUGGCCUGUCGUCAGCUCUGCUGGUGGUCUAUCUGGACUCAGCUAAAAACCUCCCUGGUGUCUUCACAGGCAGCUUAGGCUGCGGGAACUUAAGUGAGAGGAGAGCAUCUGGUUUAAUCUUUUGUGAAAGCAAUACAACUGAGYGUAGAACCAUUUUUUCAACCAAGAAGUGCAGCAGCGAACCUAACCCGUAUGUGCAGUUCAUUGUUGGUCAUAAAAUGCUGGAGAGUAAGGUCCGCUUCAAGACCAGGGAACCUCUGUGGGAGGACUGCUUCCCCUUCCUCAUCCACAAUCCCAAGAGGCAGGAGCUGGAGGUGGAGAUAAAAGAUGACAAGCACAAAUGCACGCUGGGUAACUUGAGGGUGCCUUUGAGUAGCCUGCUGACGGAGGAGAACAUGACGCUGACUCAGUGCUUUCCCCUGAAGAACUCGGGGCCCAACUCCACCGUCAAACUAAAGAUGGCUCUGAGGAUCCUCUCCCUGGAGAAGCAGGUACCUUCAGACCUGCCCUCGUCUGUCCAGGUCAGGAAGUCCAGUGUCCCGCAGACAGUCUCAGUUCCCUCCCUGAGCCUGUCUUCGUCAGAAUCGCCGCCUCCUUCUUCCACGUCGCUGCAGCCCAUCCACGCCUCCACGCUCACCCUGCAGGACCCGGACGGCGAGCCGUACUCGGCCAGCCCUCGCCAGAGCACGACCAACCUGAGAGCCUGCAUUUCCAGCUCCCAGAAGCACCUUCCUCACCGAGAGUCCACCCCCAGCCUGGCCUCMGACAUCUCUCUGCCCGCCGCCGCCCUGGAGCUUCAGCAGAGGCUUCGUCACCUGCAGAAUGGCUCCGCCCCCAACCAGUACCCCCUGGGUGAGAUCCAGCUGACGGUUCGGCACAGCUCUCAGAGGAACAAACUGGUUGUGGUGGUGCACGCCUGCCGCAACUUGAUAGCUUUCACCAAAGAUGGUUCAGAUCCCUUCAUACGCCUUUAUUUGCUGCCUGACAAGAGCCGAACAGGGAGGAGGAGGACGAACACAUUGAAGAGGACUCUGAAUCCUAUUUAUGAUCAAAC
Messenger RNA from Austrofundulus limnaeus, 2698 nucleotides. RefSeq names its product extended synaptotagmin-like protein 2b (gene esyt2b). Gene Ontology annotation, molecular function: calcium-dependent phospholipid binding; phosphatidylinositol binding; phosphatidylcholine binding. NCBI's taxonomy places the organism in Eukaryota, Metazoa, Chordata, Actinopteri, Cyprinodontiformes, Rivulidae. The record is from RefSeq and is a predicted model, not a curated record. Gene Ontology annotation, biological process: lipid transport. Gene Ontology annotation, cellular component: endoplasmic reticulum membrane.